GCGCAACUUAGAAACUCGGUAUAUGCUUCUCUAAAAUAAGGACAACAAUCAACCUAUGUUUGUUUACAAAUGCAAGAUUCUUCGUCUUAUGUGAGAAGAUAUUCUCAAGUUCCUUCAUCAUCAGGCAUUCGUAAUUCGACAUUCGCAGAUAAUGGACUAGUGAGCGGACGAACAAGUUUAGCGCCUCAGCGUACACUUCUUCCAAUUCGUCCUUCUAUAGACGUGGAUGGAAUGACAAUGUCUUCUUCUCGACUUGCGACACCUUCUGUGAGACCCAGCUUGGCACCAGGAGUACGGAGGUCCAGCAUAAUGAAUCGAAGGAUGUCAAGUGCGUCUUUUAUGGGUCAAGCUACAUCUACGUCGAGCAUGAAGGAUCCGCGUCCAUUGACAGACAAACGAUACCAGCAGGAGUGUUCUGCUUAUGUAGUCAAUUUCUUACUAGAAUGCGGUUAUCCACAACCAUUGGCUCCUAAUAACAGGUUUUUACCUACUACAAAGGAGUUUGCUUCUAUAUUCAAAUUUUUAUACAAUAAGAUGGAUCCAAAAUUUCGGUUUGGGAAUCGUUACGAAGAAGAUGUUAUAAACUGCUUAAAGAAUUUGCGGUAUCCCUUCAUAGAUUCCAUAUCUCGAUCCCGGUUGGUAGCUAUAGGAACUCCUCAUAGCUGGCCUGCUAUUUUAGGAAUGCUGCAUUGGCUUGUAUGCUUGAUCCAGUGUACAGAGCAGGCUGUUGAUAUGGCUUAUUCGGUAGAAAAUGACACCCUAAAUGAUCACUUCGUCAAUAAAACGCUAUUUGACUACCUCGUUCGAAAGUACCAUUUAUUCUUACAGGCUUCUAUGGAUGAAGAACCAGAACAAGAAUUAAAGGCUUCAUUUGAAGAACAAAACAAGGAAAUCAAUACUAAGAUUCAAUUGCUACAACAGGAAAAUGAUGAGUUAUUAAAGCAAAAGCAAGCAGCUGGUGAUUUAGACUCUACCAUCGAGCUUUUAGAGGAAAGAUUCAAAACCAUGCAACGGGAUGAAGUUAAGCUUCAAUCUUUUAUGUCCUCAAUUCAAUCGAGAAUGGAAUCCAAGACAACUUUAAAGAAGCAAAUUCAGCUGAGUCUUAGCGAAAAAGAAGCACAGUUACAUGAGCUGAAUGAGAAGAAGAAGUCUUUAAAAUCAAGGGUAGAUAUGCAAUCGGUAUCAACGGUUGAAUAUCAAAAAAUGGUAUCUGAGCAAGAACAAUUGGAUCGAAACAUAAAUUCAAUUGGCAAUAGAAUAACUGAGCUGAGAAAAGAAGUUUUUGACAAAGAUCUUUUAGUGCAAUCAAAAAUCGAUACUAUUGAAAAGGAAUGUCAAAGAUAUAGUAAUUUGGCUUAUCGGAUCGGGAUAAUUCCUUCAACUGCCCUUCGUGCUAGAAACGGUAAUUUCGAGUUAAUUUUAGAUCCAGAAACUGGAUCCAUAAAUCUUGAUUUAAAGAAUAACGUACGUCCUUUCUUAAAUCAAGUUCGUCAUUCAAUAACUAUGGAAUUUCAUGAGGAGCAAAACAAAUCCCUAAAAGUCCAAGAAGUACUAGACGCGUUAAAUGACUCUGUCGCAGAACUACAAGAUGAAUUGAACACUAUCGAGUCCCGUUUAAACGCUGUAGUCAAAGAAUGUACUAUGCUACGUGAAUCAGCAAACCAGGAAAAGACCUCUUUAAAUGCGGAAUCUCAAAAACUAGAGCAUGACUUACAGCAACUUAAACUUUCGUCUCAUAACAGCAUGUUGCAACUGGAUCAGCGAAUCCAAACUAUAACCAUUGAGGCGGAUCAACUGGCUCACGCAUGCAUGGAAUAUAAAAAUGGCAUUUACAAAGAAGUCGCUUAUAUGCUCAGUGAAAUUAUACAGUUUAAACUGUAUAUUCAAGAUAGCCUAGAGGGUCUCGAGAUAGACUAUAUGAAAGAAUUCGAAGAAUUACGGUCAAAAAUUGUGUAGACCUUCUCCUUCAUUUUACGAUUUUGGUUACGAUCCUAAUAUUUCAUAAUUCGUUCAUUUGGCUAAAUCGCUUGGUUUUUUUUGUUCUUGUAUUUCUUAUAAUCCUUUUUAUUCGUGCAUAUCAUGCCAUCUUUUUGACGUUGAACAUAAGCUAGUUUCUUACUUGUAGGCUGGUGAUAUUUGACUACCUGUGUACUAUAAUGCCGUUAUAGUCUUUCUUAAUAAAAAAUUAAAUAACUAUUGUAUCCUA
Molecule: messenger RNA, 2206 nt
Organism: Schizosaccharomyces octosporus yFS286
Lineage: Eukaryota; Fungi; Ascomycota; Schizosaccharomycetes; Schizosaccharomycetales; Schizosaccharomycetaceae
Product: spindle pole body protein Ndc80
Exons: 3
Coding region: 70-1956 (628 amino acids)
Biological process (GO): attachment of mitotic spindle microtubules to kinetochore
Cellular component (GO): Ndc80 complex
Source: RefSeq, a predicted model, not a curated record